Molecule: messenger RNA, 4957 nt
Organism: Doryrhamphus excisus (bluestripe pipefish)
Lineage: Eukaryota; Metazoa; Chordata; Actinopteri; Syngnathiformes; Syngnathidae
Gene: adgra1a
Product: adhesion G protein-coupled receptor A1a
Biological process (GO): G protein-coupled receptor signaling pathway; cell surface receptor signaling pathway
Cellular component (GO): plasma membrane; glutamatergic synapse; postsynaptic density
Molecular function (GO): G protein-coupled receptor activity
Source: RefSeq, a predicted model, not a curated record
GCUCGCGGGGAGUGAGAGCAAGUGACUAGUGAACGGCAGAGACCCAAGGAGUGCUUUAUUAUUCUGGUUUUUUUUAAUAAGUACUCUUCUGUGAUUAUUUCAAUCCAAAAUGCUGUUUUAGUUCAUAUGUAUAUUUACUAUGUAGUACUGUUACGUGAGCAGAUGGGGGCGGUGUCUUACUGACUGCUAUCAGCUGUAUAAGCUUUAUUAUUUUUUAAUUUCGGUGAGUGGACAGUAGUUUUAUAGUGUCCUACUGACUGUUGUUCUCACCAGCGGUGUGAUGGCGAAGUCGGUACUGUGAUUAUUUGGAAUAACUAAUCAUUUUUAUACCUUUAGUGGUAUUCAGGGGACAUACACAUUGACUCUCCAAAUGGAUUUGAAGAAAGUGCUGUCCUUCCCACCUUAUCCUGGGGAUUACCUGCAUCCAGUGGUCUAUGCUUGCACAGCCGUCAUGCUGCUCUGUCUGCUGGUCUCCAUCAUGACAUACAUAAUCCAUCACAGUGUGAUUCGCAUCAGCAGGAAUGGAUGGCACACACUCCUCAACGUCUUGUUUCACACAGGAAUGACUUUUGGCGUUUUUGCCGGAGGCAUUAAUCAGAUCAAAUUCCCUUUUGUGUGUCAAAUCGUUGGCAUUGUGCUCCAGUAUGCGUCUUUGUCAACCAUGCUAUGGCUGACAUUCACUGCCAGAAACAUCUGUAAAGAUGUGUCCAAAGACCAACUCAAAGUCCCGGGAACAAACGCUACUGCCCAGGCUAACAGCAAAACAACAAUUCUCAGAUUUUAUCUCGUGAGCAAUGGCAUCCCGCUACUAAUUGUUGGAAUAACUGCAGCCUUUGGUAUGGAAAACUACGGAAGCAGGGAUAAUGCACUGUAUUGCUGGAUGGCUUGGGAACCGAGCCUGGGCGGCUUCUACGCCCCGAUGAGCUUCUUGCUCUUAGUCAUGUCUGCGUACUUUUUAUGCACUUACGUUCAGCUCAGACGCCACCCUGACAGGAAGUAUGAGCUCCGAAUCCUGAGUGAAGAGCAACAGCAGUUAUCAUCGCCGGAGCAGCAGUAUCACCCCGACACCGGGGGUACUUGUGGGUCUGCUGGGGAAUGUGCAACAUUCCCUACAGGCAUAUCGGAGCUUGCCAAUGAGCACUCGUUCAAAUCUCAGCUCCGCUCCACAGUUUUCACACUGUGUCUGUUUCUGUCUACAUGGGCGCUAGGAGCUUUGGCAGUGUCUUUGGGACGGUUUCUGGAUAUGAUAUUCAGCUGUCUUUAUGGCGCUUUCUGCGUCACUCUGGGCCUCUUUCUUCUCAUUCAGCACUGUGCCAAGCGUGAUGAUGUGUGGCACCGCUGGUGGGUUUGUUGCCCAGCCAAAUCCAAGACCAAGGAUGGAGAUUCGAACAGACAGAGCCAGAGGCAAGAGCUCCAUCAAGCGCAUUGUCACCUAAACUCUCCGUGCUCGGGCAAACAGCUUCCCGCACACCUCGUACCGAGCUCAUAUCACAAAAAGGCUCCCGCCCCGUCCCAAAAUCUCACACCCAGUCACGCAUCUUCUUGCUGUGUGGCCGUGAUGGCUCCAACUGUAGCUGCCCCAAUGUCACCGUUCACGGAGUCGGCGCCGUCGUCGCGUCCUCAAGCCCUAUCUGACGAGCCUCCUCAUCCUUCUGUUCUUCUACAGAGUUGCCUUAUCGACAGAACAAAAUCCCGCUCGUUCAAUCACCCCCGUCCAUGCCUCAAGGACUACCGCUCUCAUCUGGCCUCAAGCAGCAUGGAUGGGAGUGUCCUCAGCUAUCAGAUGGAAACCCCUCACCCUGCACACUACCUUGAGGGCUCAUCGCUUUCCAACAGCCCGCACCCAGAACUGCAGAUCAUUUGCCCUAGCCCUCACUUAGACCAGGAGUUAGCAUCCUGUCACAGUUUGCAGCGCCAGACCUCUUGCCACAGCGUUCAAGACUCGCUCACCUCCAGCCACAGCCUUCUUCUGCCUUCCCAUGGAGCACACGCCUGCCAGUGGCACUUGUGCAGUUCCGCCGAUCACGUUUGUUCCACAACCUGCUCCGAAAAACCGGACACCUGCAGCUUUCUAUACCCGGAUGUGGAUACGUACAGCUGCAUCUCAGAGUCCACGGAGAAAGAGAAGCACGCUUUACUUGUGCAAAUGGAGCCAAAAUAUUUUCCUAGAAAUACAAGUACGCUGCCUCGUCAACACACUGCUAUCAGCAAACGAGGCACUAUAGGCAGAAACCGUAGCCUGCAGGAAGAUCUGUCAGACGCCACCGGGAACAUACGGACUGGACCUUGGAAGAAUGAAACUACUGUAUAGUUUUCUAAUACUUGCACUUCAUAGUUUCGUAAAUGUUUAGCUCUGACUGCCCUCCGCUUUGCCUUCAAACCACAAAUACUCGGGAUCCUUCAGAACGUCUUUCAGAUCAGGCUGCUAUCCGUCAUUCCGAGACCGAUACCUACUAUCCAAUAAGGUACUGGAGCACCUAUGGUCAUACGAAUGCGGCCUUUCCAUGUGUAAGAACUCACUCGCUAAAUGUACUGCAAAAAAGGCCAGUAAGGAUAAUUCAUAAUGCCGCCUACAGAGAACAUACUAACUCCUUAUUUCUAAAAUCACAAAUACUUUCAACUUGCUGAUAUAGUUCAUCUUCAAACAGCUAAAAUAAUGCAUAAGGCUAAAAAUAACCAAUUAGCUAAAAAUGUCAUCCAAUACUUCUCUACAAGAGAGGAGAAAUAUGAUCUCAGGGAAGAAGUACAUUUGAAACACUUCUAUGCUAGGACUACGUUAAAAAGCCAUAGCAUUUCAGUAUGUGGAAUCAAACUAUGGAAUGGAUUGAGUAAGGACCUCAAACAAUGCACAACGAUGAGCCAAUUCAAGAAACAAUACAAGCAGUUGAUGUUUGCUAAAUACAAGGAUGAAGAGUCUUGAACCAGUCAUGAUGUGCUAUAUAUAUCACUAUAUUGACACUUACUAUGGUACACAUUAUGUCAUUGGAUGCUCAUAUCACCUUGUACUUCAGUACGGGACAAAAAAUAAUAAAUUAAAAAAUAAAAUAAAUUAAAAUUAAAGAGUAAAAAAUUAAAUUACAUUAGGAAAGCAGGAAGUGAACAAAUGUAACAAUUACUGAUUGUAAAAGUACCAGAUGGAGGGGUAGGAUUUAAUAAGCUUUGCUUGUACGCAUACGGCAUAAUAUGUACGCAUACGGCAUAUGCAAAUAGGCAUGGGCCUUGUGUGUGCACCAUGACCAUAUUUUGAUUACCAAAAAAAAACAGGACAUUUUGCCGGGCUGUGAGAUGGCAGACAUCCAAACGGUUUACUCAAAGAUGCCUUAUCAUUUCAAUCAAUUUAAAGGAAAACGUCGCUUUUUUUUAUGUGACCAGACAUAUUUCUCUUUUCCUGCAUGUUCUGAAGAGAGAAAAACUAGCUAGCAUGUGGGGGCUAACAUUCCUACCCUCACCUUGUUUGUUUUUUUCGGCUUUUCCCCGAUUACGGAGUCGCCAUAGUGGAUCUUUUGGAGCGUAUCUUUAUAUUCCGGAUGCCCUUCCGGAUAUUCGAACCCGAGGCAUCCUCUCCAAAGUACAGAACACUAACCACUACUCCACAGCGGGUUUGAUCCGGUCACUUUGGCUAGUGACCGAAAUGAGUUGGCCGGACUCACCCUAAGAGAUAGGGUCAGGCGGUAGUUCAGAGAAGGAGCUCCGUCACAUCCAUAAAAGCCAGUUGGGUCAGUUGGGCAUCUAGUCUGGAUGGCUCCUGGGCGCCGAACCUGGGCACUGUUUUUGGAAUUAGGGGUUUUGGGGGAGUGAGCAACCACUUCAGUUUCCCCUUGUAUAUUAUUCAAAACCUAUAACAUAAACCAACAAACCUUUACGUCCUGCAUAGUUUACCGUCAAUGAUAUAUGUUUUGUGUACGACGUGCACAAUUUCAUCUGCCAUGCAUGAGUGAUUGUGUGAUGUAACAACGUUUUGGUGCAGUGUGAGCAUGUGUGUAUUUAAUGUGUACAGCUUCAUGUGCAUGAUGGAAAUCUUCUGUUUGCAGUGGAUUUAUUGUCAUUUCGCCCACAUUAGGGAUGCUUGAUAUCAUCUAGUAUAUAUAUAUAAAGUGAUGAAAACUUAAAACUGUGCAACAACGCCAACAGUUGUAAAAAUCCAAAACUUAUAAUAAAUCCAAAAUGCCAACUUUUACUGUGAUCUUAUUGAAAUUUUUUUGUCUCAUAUGUGCUUAAAGUGAUAUUGUUAGCUAAGAUGUGAUUUUUUUGGGAGGGUUAAUUGGCAAUUCUAAAUUGUCCAUAGUUAUGAAUGUGAGUGUGAAUGGUUGUUUGUCCUUCUGCUCUGUGAUUGGCUGCUGAAAUCACGUGUUUUUAUUAUCUAUAAGCAACAAUAAUUAACAUUUCAAGAAAUAAAUGUUUGAAAUGUUUCACUCUAUGUGUAAUGAAUCUGUAUAAUAUAUUGGUUUCACAUUCUGAAAUAACUUUUUCAUGAUAAUCAAAUUUUUUCACCAAUGAAGAGAAAUACGAAAUACAGAUACGAUGAACCAUAGCAAACAAAACGUCAAAUGUUGUGCUGUUUUCUUGAAGACCAAUAAACUAUGUAUCCAGAUGCAGACUCUUUCUUUUACCGCCACCUACUGUACCAGAAUGUGGACGUGUUGUGUUCAAGCGCAGUGACAAUCUAGUAGACAAUCCAGGAGGCAUCCUAACCAGCCACCUCAUCUGGCUCAUCUGGUGGCCAGCCAAUCGCAGGGCACAUAUAGACAAACAACCAUUCACACUCACAUUCAUACCUAUGGACAAUUUGGAGUCGCCAAUUAACCUAGCAUGUUUUUGGAAUGUGGGAGGAAACUGGGGACACGGGGAGAACAUGCAAACUCCACUUUUAGCUGUGAGGUCUGCGCGUUAACCACUCGACCACCGUGCAGCCUUAUUUUUAUUCAUUCAUUCAUUUUCUACCGCUUUAUCCUCACGA